AUGGAUCUCUCUCGGGAAGUCGACGAUUACAUCAAAGAGACAAUCGAUCACUCUCUCGGGAUUCCGCUAUCGACGGACGCUCUCCGGAAGAAACUCUACGCGGCCGAAGAAUCUCAGCGACGUCUCCGGGAACAGUAUCUGUCACUGGUCUCCAGAUUGAGAGAGAAAGAGCAAGUAAUCGACCUCGUAAGAUCCGAAGCGAGCAUGAAUGCGCAGGCGCUGAAGAAAUUCGUCGAAGAGAAUCAGAAAUUGGCCGGCGAGUGCGAAGGUUUGGUGAAUCAGUGUAGGAAGUGGGAAAAGGAAUGCUUACUCUAUCACCAAGAUCGCGAAGCGUUGAUGGAUUUCGGGAACGAAUCGGACGAGAGGGCUCGAGAAGCAGAGUCUAGGGUUCGUGAAUUGGAGGAACAAGUGAGGAAAAUGGAAUCUGACAACAAAUUCAUGUAUUUAGAAGAAGAUUCUCUGCUCGAUUCGAUUUUGGCAUCAGAUGAAACUAUAAUCGGGCGUGUGUUCUUGGAGGCGAACGUUGAAGACGAAUCUUGUCAAGCUCUGUUGAGGAAAUGGGAUCAAUUGAAGCCAUCGACGAAGAAAGCUGUGUGUUUAGUUGCGAUUGUGAAGAAAGUCGAGAAGGAGAAAGAAUGCCUCAUCUUGAAUCUGUCUAGAGCCGAGCAAGAAGUGGAGCUUGUGAGCGAGCAAAACAGAGAGCUUGAUGAAGAAAAUCGCAAGCUGUUGAGGCAAUGCUCUGUGGAGAGAAGCCAUGGAUCUACAAAGUCUAACAAGAGAAAGAGUCCCAAGAUGAUUAGAGGGAGCCCGAUCGAGAAGAGGAUUGAGUUGAGCAGCCAUGGAUUUCUUGAUGCGUAA
Messenger RNA from Microthlaspi erraticum, 858 nucleotides. NCBI's taxonomy places the organism in Eukaryota, Viridiplantae, Streptophyta, Magnoliopsida, Brassicales, Brassicaceae. The record is from the annotation of a GenBank genome assembly.